This is a messenger RNA of Alnus glutinosa, 1109 nucleotides long. Its product is annotated as U1 small nuclear ribonucleoprotein A. Lineage: Eukaryota; Viridiplantae; Streptophyta; Magnoliopsida; Fagales; Betulaceae. Bases 133 to 870 code for a protein of 245 amino acids. The record is from RefSeq and is a predicted model, not a curated record. Gene Ontology annotation, cellular component: U1 snRNP. The transcript is spliced from 5 exons. Gene Ontology annotation, biological process: mRNA splicing, via spliceosome. Gene Ontology annotation, molecular function: U1 snRNA binding.
GGGAAUUGCUAGGGCUCUAUUUCCCCAUUUCUAAAUUUGUCAUCAAUCAGAGCAAAGCUCACCGUUUUAACAGUCUCUGCUUCUCUUUAGCCUGCCUUAAAAAAUAGGGUUAGAGAGUGAGAGAAGCCGAAGAUGGCAGAGGUCACUACAGGCAAUGAAAUCCCUCCGAAUAUGACCAUAUACAUCAACAACCUCAACGAGAAGAUCAAGCUCGAAGAGUUGAAGAAGUCUCUGCACGCGGUGUUCUCGCAGUUUGGGAAGAUACUGGAGGUGCAGGCGUUCAAGACGCUGAAGCACAAGGGGCAGGCGUGGGUGGUCUUCGAGGGGGUGUCCUCCGCCACCAAUGCGCUUCGCCAAAUGCAGGGCUUUCCUUUCUACGACAAGCCCAUGAGAAUACAAUAUGCAAAGACAAAAUCAGAUGUAAUAGCCAAGGGUGAUGGUACUUUUGUGCCGCGGGAAAGACGCAAGAGGCACGAUGAUAAGGCAGGAAAGAAGAAAAAAGAACAACAUGAUGCUAAUCAAGCUGGAAUUGGUCUGAAUCCUGCUUAUGCUGGUGCUUAUGGUUCAAUACCUCCUCUAUCUCAAAUACCCUAUCCAGGCGGUGUAAAGUCUAUGGUGCCAGAGGCGCCUGCUCCACCAAAUAACAUACUGUUCGUGCAGAAUCUUCCCCAUGAGACAACUCCCAUGAUGCUGCAAAUGCUGUUCUACCAAUAUCCCGGUUUUAAGGAAGUUAGAAUGGUGGAAACAAAGCCUGGGAUUGCCUUUGUGGAGUAUGGAGAUGAGAUGCAAUCAACAGCUGCGAUGCAGGCACUCCAAGGUUUCAAGAUAACCCAACAGAACCCAAUGUUGAUCACCUAUGCAAAGAAAUAAACGAAAGGGCUUUGCUUUUGCCGUCCACAUAGGGGAAGCCUGCAAUCGCAUCUUCAACUAGGAAUCUAGGAUGUUUUCAACGGAAUGAGAUCUCAUAUCUUGUCAUUUUCAAUUCUACUUCCGUACAUUCUCUUUUUUCAAGAGUAGCCUUUAGAAAUGAUCCGAGUAUUGUUGCAGUUGUAAUAUUUUUAAGCUCCCUUCCCCCAUUGAUAAAGAAUUAAGUAGUAGCUUUUCUGAUU